AUGGCUCAUUGGUCCACCGACAACGUUCCCGCACACGCACUUCGUACUGGCCCGGGCCCGGCCACUGUACGAGUGCCGUUUGGUCCCGCUCCUUCAUCUUCGGCGGCGCAAUAUAUUCGUAUAUUGGCUGCGGAACAUACAUGUCCACAUCAUCGUCCGUCACUAGACGAAUCCGCGACAUCUGCGUUGUUUUGCCUACGCUUCUGCGAACUGCUCGCAACCAAAGUAUACUUUGUAGUCUCUUGUGAUGUUCAAUAUAAAUGCAGUAGUGUUUCUACAGCUCUAUCUCCCUAUGUGGGCUACGGAACGUGA
This is a messenger RNA of Plasmopara halstedii, 312 nucleotides long. RefSeq lists its product as uncharacterized. The coding region runs from base 1 to 312 and encodes 103 amino acids. The record is from RefSeq and is a predicted model, not a curated record. NCBI's taxonomy places the organism in Eukaryota, Oomycota, Peronosporomycetes, Peronosporales, Peronosporaceae. The transcript has a single exon.